ACAGCAUACCCGAUCUUGAGGCGUCGCUUGUGCCGCAUAUUGUAGCUACCGCUGACUUUGUUGACUGGGUGCUUGGAAUCGGCGACAGGGAUUCCUCGAAGCAACUUCAGUUCUCCUCAUUCGAUAACUUUUGCACCUUCACAGCGGCUACGAAUGAUGGUAUAGCUUGAGUGGAAGUGCUUCGAGCGGCGCGGGCUUCUCACUCUCCAAUUUGCAUCGAGCUCAACAGCCCCGAGACUCCAGCCAGCUAACCUGUCACGAUGAACGCGCACACUCGCUUCGCCCUCGCUGUGAACACACACGGCAACCUCAAGUUUCUGCACGACAAGACCCAGGCAAGCAAAGACAACAAUACCCACAAGACCGACAACCAGGCUGCCGAAGUCACCGUCGCGAUGAAGCAGCGUCGAGAUUCGAAAUUCUCAAGAAAGAUGAAGUCACUGCUUCCAGGCAAGAAGACCAAGGCUGAGCCGGCAUCCGAGGAGGACGAGGCUGAACGGAAGCGCUCGACCAUGGCCCAGCUCGUCGGUUCGCACGCGUUUGUGCAGUUGGGGCGACGCUAGACCGACGCGUAUAGGACUCUAGCCUUAUCGAGGCGAUACUGUUCUUCGGUUUAUUUGAUUUAUGGAAUAGCUACAGCACUCAACAGGAAAGUGUUCGUAUUAAUAAAAGGAAUUUGUAUGGCGACAAAAGGACUUUAAAAACCUGAACAUCCACAUAUUUGGCUGCCAAAA
This is a messenger RNA of Phytophthora nicotianae INRA-310, 734 nucleotides long. RefSeq lists its product as hypothetical. The coding region runs from base 261 to 563 and encodes 100 amino acids. NCBI's taxonomy places the organism in Eukaryota, Oomycota, Peronosporomycetes, Peronosporales, Peronosporaceae. The record is from RefSeq and is a predicted model, not a curated record. The transcript has a single exon.